AAACGGGGAGAGGAAGAGGACGGGAGGGAAAGCGAGUCAGAAGAGAGCGAGAAAGAGGUUGGGACAGAAGGAUCAUCGAUCGGCGAUUGGUGUCUCUUUUUUUUAUGUACAGUAACGAGUUAAACAUCUCUUUCUCUCCAGCGACAGUCCGCGCCGGUUUGAGAGAGAGAGAGAGGCAGCCAGCAGGUGUUCGAGUGCAGCGAGCGAGCAGUACGGGCUAGAAGGCGAGGACAUCGGGGAGGAUCUCCAGUGAUAGAUACUGUGGAGGGCGAGAGCGGCGGUCGUUGCGGCGCCCAUUUACUGCGGCCCUGCUAGCCACGCGCUCAGAAUUUGGGCAGCAAGGAAAAGAAGGCCCCAGUCCGGCAAUAAAUCGAUCAGCAAGUGAGCGAGGGAGAGGAACGCCGACAGACAGAUGGUGCCGCAGAAGCAGGGGGAGGAGGCGAUCGUGCCACAAUGCAACGAGACGGAGCGCGAUGGGAAGGAGGAAGGAGACGCGGAGGAGAACUCCGGGAUUAACGUCAAGAGCCUCCUCUGGCACGGUGGUUCUGUCUAUGACGCUUGGUUCAGUUGCGCCUCCAACCAGGUAGCUCAAGUAUUGCUGACGCUGCCAUAUUCCUUCUCUCAAUUGGGGAUGCUCUCUGGGAUCAUCCUGCAGAUCUUCUACGGCCUGCUUGGGAGUUGGACGGCUUACCUUAUCAGUGUUCUGUAUGUGGAGUAUCGAAGCAGGAAGGAGAAGGAGGAGAACGCUGACUUUAAGAACCAUGUCAUUCAGUGGUUCGAAGUUCUCGAUGGGUUGCUUGGAAGCAAGUGGAAAGCCAUUGGACUCGCUUUCAACUGCACCUUUUUGCUCUUUGGAGCAGUGAUUCAACUGAUUGCAUGCGCCAGUAAUAUUUACUACAUCAAUGACCGGCUGGAUAAGAGGACCUGGACGUACAUUUUCGGCGCAUGUUGCGCUACGACUGUUUUCAUCCCUUCGUUUCACAAUUACCGAAUUUGGUCAUUUUUGGGGCUCGGAAUGACCACCUACACUGCUUGGUAUUUAACGGCCGCCGCCCUUGUCCACGGCCAGAUUGAAGGAGUUCAGCAUACGGGUCCCACCCAACUGGUUCUGUAUUUCACCGGCGCCACCAAUAUAUUGUACACAUUCGGCGGCCACGCCGUCACAGUUGAGAUCAUGCACGCGAUGUGGAAGCCUCAGAAAUUCAAGUACAUCUAUUUCCUGGCCACACUGUACGUGUUCACCUUGACGCUGCCAUCAGCUGCGGCCAUGUACUGGGCCUUCGGCGACCUCCUCCUUAACCACUCCAACGCUUUCUCCCUCCUUCCCCAGUCUGGCUGGCGAGACUCUGCCGUUAUCCUUAUGCUUAUUCACCAAUUCAUCACCUUCGGCUUUGCGUCCACUCCUCUUUACUUCGUGUGGGAGAAGGUGAUCGGGGUGCACGACACCCAGAGCAUAUGCCUGAGGGCGGUGGCGCGGCUGCCGGUGGUCAUACCCAUCUGGUUCCUAGCGAUCAUCUUCCCCUUCUUCGGUCCCAUCAACUCCGCCGUCGGUGCCCUGCUGGUCAGCUUCACCGUCUACAUCAUUCCCGCCGCGGCCCACAUGUUGACCUACAAGAGCGCUGCUGCUAGACAGAAUGCAGCGGAGAAGCCACCCUUCUUCCUUCCAAGCUGGACAGCGAUGUACGUGGUGAACGCGUUGGUGGUGGUGUGGGUACUGAUCGUGGGGUUUGGGUUCGGUGGAUGGGCCAGCAUGAGCAACUUCGUCAAGCAGGUCGACACCUUCGGUCUCUUCGCCAAGUGCUACCAAUGUGCCCCCAAGAACCAACCUCCUGCUGCCGCUGCACCUGCCCCUGCCCGCCCUUAAGGGCCAGAGGCUGCUCACUCAAUUCACAUAGAUCUCCUUUCCUCUCUCUCUCUCUCUCUCUCUCUCUCUGUGAUGUUCCUUUAAAAUCCAAUGUAAGCCAAGGAAAAAAAAAACAGCAUGCCUCCCAUCUGUGGAUCCAAAAGGUACGCCUUAUUUACUUAGUAAAUAGCUUCAUCUUCUUAGUCA
Messenger RNA from Nymphaea colorata (pocket water lily), 2050 nucleotides. Its product is annotated as auxin transporter-like protein 2. Gene Ontology annotation, cellular component: plasma membrane. NCBI's taxonomy places the organism in Eukaryota, Viridiplantae, Streptophyta, Magnoliopsida, Nymphaeales, Nymphaeaceae. The record is from RefSeq and is a predicted model, not a curated record. The coding region runs from base 413 to 1864 and encodes 483 amino acids. The transcript is spliced from 9 exons.